Molecule: messenger RNA, 1365 nt
Organism: Hemibagrus wyckioides
Lineage: Eukaryota; Metazoa; Chordata; Actinopteri; Siluriformes; Bagridae
Gene: slc25a4
Product: solute carrier family 25 member 4
Exons: 4
Coding region: 94-990 (298 amino acids)
Biological process (GO): mitochondrial ATP transmembrane transport; mitochondrial ADP transmembrane transport
Cellular component (GO): mitochondrial inner membrane
Molecular function (GO): ATP:ADP antiporter activity
Source: RefSeq, a predicted model, not a curated record
GCGUGCUCGUCCAUUUGGAGGGUCCAUCGGCGUGUUGAGAGUUGUGAGUUCGCGCACGGAACAGAAACACACACACACACACACACCGGCACCAUGGCUGAGGGAGUCGUCAGCUUCUUGAAGGAUUUCCUGGCAGGUGGAGUGGCCGCGGCUAUCUCCAAAACAGCCGUGGCACCCAUCGAGAGGGUCAAACUGCUGCUGCAGGUCCAGCAUGCCAGCAAACAGAUCACUGCCGAGAUGCAGUACAAAGGCAUCAUCGACUGCGUGGUGAGGAUUCCCAAGGAGCAGGGCUUCCUCAGUUUCUGGCGUGGAAACCUGGCCAAUGUGAUCCGGUACUUCCCGACUCAGGCUCUCAACUUUGCCUUCAAGGACAAGUACAAGAAGCUGUUCCUUGGCGGUGUCGACAAGCACACCCAGUUCUGGCGCUACUUUGCCGGCAAUCUGGCAUCAGGUGGUGCUGCCGGUGCCACAUCACUCUGCUUCGUGUACCCACUGGAUUUCGCUAGGACCCGUCUGGCUGCUGAUAUUGGCAAAGGGGCCGCUGAGAGAGAGUUUACCGGCCUGGGCAACUGUCUUGCCAAGAUCUUUAAGUCAGAUGGCAUCAGGGGGCUCUACCUCGGCUUCAACGUGUCUGUCCAGGGCAUCAUUAUCUACAGAGCCGCCUACUUCGGUAUCUACGACACCGCUAAAGGCAUGCUGCCAGACCCCAAGAACACACACAUCAUCAUCAGCUGGAUGAUUGCCCAGACCGUCACUGCCGUGGCUGGUAUCAUUUCCUAUCCCUUUGACACUGUCAGACGUCGUAUGAUGAUGCAGUCAGGACGCAAAGGAGCCGACAUCAUGUACAAGGGCACAGUGGACUGCUGGAAGAAGAUCAUCAAGGAUGAGGGACCUAGAGCUUUCUUCAAGGGUGCCUGGUCGAAUGUGCUGAGAGGCAUGGGUGGAGCUUUUGUGCUUGUCCUCUAUGACGAGAUCAAGAAGUUCACAUAAAAUGUUAAAUCCUUCAGGUCCAUCUUAGCAGAAAGGAGACCCUCAGUGCUGUGAAUGUCUUAAAUCAGGCUAGAUGUGUGCGAGAGUGUGCCGAGUGUCUGAGAGUCGAGAGGAACUACUUUAUUGUCCGCUCCUAAACCUGUGUAAAUAUAUUUAAUCCCAACCCCACCCACAUCUCUGAUUACGACUGUCCUCUCAGGUCUGAUUAUUCUCGGUAUGCAAAGAUUGUUUUGGUUCGUUUAUAAUAUUUGUUCCAUUUAGAAAAAAACAAAACACGAGCACCUCUGGGGCCGGGGGAGCCCUGUUAAUGAAAGAUUCAUGUGCCUGUACACCGGAAAAGUGUUCUUUUAAUAAAAAUAAACUUGAAAAUACCCA